Messenger RNA from Lytechinus pictus (painted urchin), 4482 nucleotides. RefSeq lists its product as uncharacterized. NCBI's taxonomy places the organism in Eukaryota, Metazoa, Echinodermata, Echinoidea, Temnopleuroida, Toxopneustidae. The transcript has 6 exons. The coding region runs from base 543 to 1607 and encodes 354 amino acids. The record is from RefSeq and is a predicted model, not a curated record.
ACCGUCAUCUUUUACAUUUAAAUGAGUCAGCUAUUGGACCCUUCCUGCAUUAUGUUGUAUUUUCAGCUUAACUUGAGAUAUAAGAUCAAUUAAUAUAUCCAAUGCACCUUCCGCUCUUUGUAACAAACGGUAGCGGCUGUACUUAUCCGUUUAAUGUGCCUCUGUACAAAGCACCCUAGCCCGUGUUUGUUGAUUUAAACCUUCUUCAAGAAUACCUUCGUAAAGUCUGUGCUGAGCUACAAGGCUAAUUGGUAAUUAAAAACUCGAAGAUAAUUAUAGACCCACGAAAGGACACAUCAUGACGCAUUGUGUAUGAGCCAUUGGCAUCGAUGACGAAAUUUGAACUGGAAUAGGGAUUGGAAUAUCCAAAUUGGAAUUUUAUUACAGGUGCCCCUGAAUCGAAAAUGAACAUCAGUGUAUUCACGUGAAAAACAAAAUCACUGCUUAAACUUUGUAAAUAUUAAUAUACUUCAACGCACUAAACUGUGCUUCGUGGAAGAUCUAAAGUAAGCUUCUUGCCAGAGGCCAGGACAUCGAAAGGGAUGAUCUCAAAGUCAUUCUUGCCGUAUGGAUGUCGUCUUGUCUCUGCAUGGCUCGUCACGGUAGCCAGUAUCUCGAUGAGUAUUACCUAUCUCAACUCAAUACCAAGUUAUCAACUCAAGUCUGGACACAGAAAGUUUGUUGAGAAAGCUGAGAAAAUAGCGGUUUACAGUAGAAAGGAAUAUGUUCCUUGUCCAGCUCAGGGGGAGUGCGAUACCAGUCGAUUCCCUGCUAGUGGUGAAUUUCAGAAUGGAGAAUUUGAUAUAGAAAAAGGGAUACCUUCUAUGAAAGAGUUGUAUGAGAGAUUUAAAGUUGUGACGGCCGUAUCUCAGAACCAUUUUGAAGAGGUUAAACCAUGGAUUGCUAGUAUUCAAAGGUUCAUGCCAGGUCAAGAAAUCAUCCUCUAUAACUUGGGACUUAAUACGACAUCUCUGGAGACGGUCAAAAAUCUUUGUGAUGUUCAGGUGCGAACAUUUCCUUUCAGGUCGUAUCCUAAACAUGUCAGGAAUCUACAUACGUACGCAUGGAAACCAAUUAUCAUUGACAUAACUCUUCGAGAGUUUGGCGCCAUUUUCUGGGGAGAUUCAUCCAUCCGGCUCAAAGGCUCCUUGCGGAAACUUCUACCAAUCUCACUGAAUCACCAUGGAUACAUGACUCACUUUCACGCGUUUGAUCCCAAGAAAACAGAAGAGAUUAAACAUCAGUACUUCUACACCCAUCCCCAACUCUACGAUAACCUUGGGGUUAAUAGAACCGAGUACUAUAAUUCAGAUGGCAUGGCGCCACACGCUGCGGCAAAUCGUCAACUCUACGUUAACAGUUCAUACAUCCAACAAGCUAUCGUCCAACCGAUGCUGAAAUGUGCUUUAGAAUAUCACUGUAUCUCGCCGGUUGGUGCCCGGUUGCCCAAGCACCGGUUUGAUGCAUCCAUUCUGGCUAUUUUAAUCUACAAGAAUCUCAAAGGAGAGUGGAAAAAAACAAAUAAUGACAAUCGUUACUUUGACGAGGUGGUGUAUCUUCGAAAGAAUAAUUUGGGAAAAGAGAAAGUUCAAACGUGCUUGUGGUAAGGCCUAAAAAAUUCUUAUCCUGCCCCUUAAAGGGAUACUCCACGCUGAAAAUAACACGGUUUGAACAAAUAGAGAAAAACAGACAAUCAACAUGAUCAAAAUACUGAAAAUUUGAUCAAAAUCGGACAAAGAAUAACAAAGUUAUGGCAUAUUAAAUAUUUGCAUGAUUCCAGUGAAACAGUUCAUGAAUAUUCAACGAGUAUUACUGAUGAUCCCCACUCGUUCUUUUGCAUUUUAUUGUAUGAAAUUAUGUUUAAUUAUAUUUUUUCAUCAAACUAAAAAAAUGGAUUGACAACUGAUCAUGAUUUAGUGCAUUGGAUAUAUUUUUGCUGCAACUUAUUUCAUUUUAAGGGAGACAUAUCAUUCACACAUAUACGAAAAAAAUGAAACAAUUAUGAUUUCAUGUUAACAUAGGAUAAGGGAAAGUGAGGAUGUGACAUCAUCAGCCCAAUAAUUCAUGACAAGCCUAUAACUGUUUUCACAAUGAUUUAGCUAAAGUUUUUAAUAAUUUCACCAUUUGCUAUCAGAUUUUGAUGAAAUUUUCAGCAUUUUACUGUGUGAAUUUUACUAUAUUUAUUUAGAUAUAACAUAUUUUUAGCCCGGAGUACAAAUUUAACCCCCAAAUCAGAAAGUUGGGUCGGUCGGUCGAUUAUUAUCAUUUUAAAUAUAAUCUUCGCUGCACAAAGAAAAUCACGCAUGGGAUGAUUUCUUUUGUCAGUUAAAACGCAUAUUUCAUUGCUUUUUUUAGCCAUUGAAUACAAACUUAUAUAAACUAUUUGCACAAUCUAAUAUUUUCUCACAAAAUCUUUUCAUUUGUAUAUUUUGGGUCUGCUUAAAAGAAAAAACAGCGACCCUGCUUUUUCGAAUUUUACGGUCCGUUGGAUGAGGGCAACAUAAAUUUUAUUUUAGGUUAGGUAAAAACAUUUAUUUUUGUACUUCUAUUUUUAUGUCUGUAAACUAAUUCAGCUUAUAAUGACAUAAUGAAUAGUUCAGUCCCAAUUAUGUGCACAAUCAUGCUAAUACUAAUACUGAGUAUGCACAACAGUAUGUUUAGCUAUAUAAGUUAUAAAUUAAAAGUUUGUUUAAACAUCCUCUUAAAUGAAAUGACAGUGGAAGCUGUGCUCAUCCAAAUCGAGCUUAUUCCAUUCAAAUAUUGGAAAUACGAUUGGGCUACAUUUAUAUCAAUCUCUCUUUUUCGGGAAGGGGUGAACUAAAUGCCUUGGCGUUGUCAUGGAAAGUCCAGAGCAAGAAAACAUGGAUAAACAUAGCUUUUUGUCAGAAAAUCUUAAAUCAUCCACACACCAUAGUUAUGGUACGAUGGUGUAGUGCUUAAUAAAUGCUUAAUGGAACAGAUAACGCUUUAACGUGAUUUGUUUUUUUGUUAUUAUUCACAAACAUGAAUACGUGCAGUAAAAAGUAGCAAGCUAGGCCUACAUACAUCAUGAUACUUAUUUAUAUUGGGGGACGCUAGGUUUUAAAUUCCUGAGGAGUGUGGUAUGUUGCUUAUUUUUUUUCCCUUUCUUUCUUGGUCGAGAAACUUUUGAGGCCAUGCCCCCAAUAUACGCCAAAAUGUGCUUAUAUAACUAUAUCAAUUAUAAAUAUUCAGCUUGAUGGGGGUAUUCCGGGCUGAGAAUAAUCAUAUCUAACAAAUAAGUAAUAUUCCCCCAGCAAAAUACUUAAACUUUAAUCAAUAUAUAACAAAUAACGAAGUUAUUGAAUUUUGAACUUUAGUAAUAUUUGUGAAAAAGUUAUUUGCACAUCGUCAUGAAUCAUGGACUUAUGAUUUCACUUCCCCACUUUCCUUUUUCUUAUGUUAUUACAUGAAAUAAUAAUUAUCAAUUUUUUCACACGUGUUAUAAUUAUGUCUCCCUUAUGAUAAAAUGAUUUGCAGCAAUGAAUAUCCAAUACAUAAACCAGUUGUUAAUGCAAGUUUUUUUAGUUCUUGAGUAAAAAAAAAACUUUUGAAUAAACAUAAUUUAAUGUAAUAAAAUACAAAAGAACAAGUGCAUAUGGGCAUAUGACGUCAACAGUUUGCUCAUUGAAUAUUCACGAGAAGAUGCAUAGAACUAAUUCACCAUAAUAAUGCAAAUCUUAAAAAUAUAACUUUGUUAUUCCUUGUCCGACAUUUAUAACAUUUUCAACGUUUUAUUUGUCUGAUUUUUCUUUCUCUGUUCAAAUUAUAUUAUUUUCAGCCUGGAAUAUCCCUUUAAAAACGAUUAAGGUCGGUAUGACAAAAUAGUUUGUGCAUGUGCAACUGUUUUGACUUCAAAACGCUUUAUACUGAUUCCAAUACGAUGACUGCAUCAACGGCUCAAACCCGCCCUCGCACUCCUCGAAAUUAUAACCAAACUUUAAAUGUUUUUUUUUUCACAGAUUAUGCACUAAUCGUUGAAAUCAGUUGGAUUUUUGUACAUUUGAUAUUUUUGUAAAGUGCAAAGUGGUCAAUUGUCAUGUAUGCAAGCAUUCAGUUGUUUGGGUUUCUUUUUUUGGGGGGGUGUAUCACUGAAAUUAAAUUUUUUAUUCAUUUGUACCCUCUUUUAAAAACUUACAAUUUUCAUUGAGAAUUAUAAAAAAGUUUCACGAAAGUAGGCCUAUUAUUAUUAUUAUUCAUUUGGCCAUUAAAAACAUGCAAAAAUUGUAUAAUGUAAUUACAAAAAUACAAUCUGAAAUUGGAUAAUUUUUUAAUAUGUGAUCAAGCGUAUGAUAUGUUUUGUUAGGUAAAACCUAAAAGAUUUCAUUUGUUUACGGUCUUACAUGAUCAUGGGCAUAUUGGAAGAUGCAAUAUUUUGUUUAAACUGUGUCAUAUAAGUGUACUUGCAGAAUGAAAUAAACUUCAAAGAUUUUUUUUUUCUGAGAUGUGCCUGGAAUUAAAUAA